AUGGCAGAAUCGUGGCACAUUCCGCGAGCAUCACUCGGAUCAAUAUCCAACUCGUCCGCAUCCAUUGCCAACAGUUCCAAAAGUGGCGGAAGCCGGAAAAAUAGUAGCACUAGCUCCCAUCCACCGCGACGCUCGAGUUUAGAUGAAACGAACAAAAGUUACACGAAUCGCGGGUACCAAGGACGUUCAGAUCGCUCGGAUUCGGGGUCGAUGCGAUCUUCCGAGGCACCAAGUCGGUCGCGUCGAGCUUCGAGAGACGUAAUUUCUGGUGGGGGCGGCAAGUCUCGCAUGGACGAGUUGCAAAAGCGAUUUGAUGAGGCCACAAAUAGUAGAACGACGGGAAUUAAACGCGGCUCACGAUCAUCUCAGGGAUCAACAGAUAGUAAUCAUAGUUCACACAGCGCAUCUUCCGGUUCUCUCCUACUAACAGCCGCAAAUUUGGAGAACUUUGCUCGCAUCCAUCACAAUCAACACAAGAAACCAAUCAGUCCGUACAUCAAGGAGGAGGAUUGCAACGAAAUAAGCGCCUACCAAGCGAAUAUCACGAUGAAUCCCGAUGUGGGGCGCAGCGAAAAGGGAGGACGCGUACCCGAUAUCGACACAAUCACCAUCGACAUACCGUCCGACGUGUUCCGCUCGAAACUCACACGAAACGCCAAAGAUUUUGACUCCAUUUCCCUGGCCAGUUCCACGCAUUUUACUGUCGUCAACGGCAUCGGACGACCCCCGAAGGUACCGAAGAGCGGUUUGUGUGAUCGAGGACACCAAAUUACGGUGCUGAUUGUAACAAUGAGUAUUUUUUUCAUGAUUGGCAUAUCGCUGGCAGUCUACUUUAUGGAGAUGCGAGCCCGCGAGAUGCCCUACUAGAGACAAUAAAAUUAAUUUAAGAUUCUCCUACGGAAAAUUGCAGGAAUUUCUUUAACUUUGCGAAUCUCUUAAAAUGUAUUUCUUCAUAUUAUUCUUACACUUACACUCCUAUUUUUUAAAGAGUUUUGAUUUUAACGUGUGUUUAAGUUAAGGCAAUUAAAUUGAAAAUAUUAUUUUACUGUGAUAUAAAUUGAAAAAAUAAGCAAAAUUAACACAAAAAUAAAUUAUUUGAAAAAAAUCUCGAAUUUGUUUUAAAAAAUUUUUUAGACGACAAGAUCAGUUUUUUUCGGGUCUGGAAAACAAGUCGGAGUAAAUUU
Molecule: messenger RNA, 1184 nt
Organism: Culicoides brevitarsis
Lineage: Eukaryota; Metazoa; Arthropoda; Insecta; Diptera; Ceratopogonidae
Exons: 3
Coding region: 1-867 (288 amino acids)
Source: RefSeq, a predicted model, not a curated record